CUCCUACGACAUGCACGAAAGUUGGCCACUUAAACUACUUCCCACCAGCCAGCAGACAUUCAACUGAAUCCAAACUACACCAAGGGAAAAGAAUAACAUUGCAUUUUCUCCAACUCAUACUCACAACUUUAAGUGCUCCGAUUUUGCAGACUUCCCAGUUCGAAGGGGUCGCUCAUUUAUUUUGCAGCAGCAGUCUUUUAAAAAUCUAUUUUGGCACGUCCAUCGCACCAGAGGAGAGCAUCACUUUGUUUUCCCCGCCGGUGGAAGAAGGGCUUGUCCGGUUUCUCCGCCUGGGAUUGGGAUUUGACAGCAGGCAGAGCAUCAUAUUGAUCAUUUUUGAAGCCAUUCCGUUUUCAACUUGGGCUGGAGUCCGUUUUGUUGUUCGUCCAAGUAGCUAAAUGAUGGCUACUUUACCAGGAACAAUGCCUCGGAUGAUGCGCCCUGCGCCAGGCCAGAACUACCCCCGAACCGGCUUCCCCCUGGAAGUAUCCACCCCUCUGGGCCAGGGUAGGGUGAACCAGCUGGGCGGCGUGUUCAUCAACGGGAGGCCCCUGCCAAACCACAUCCGACACAAGAUAGUGGAGAUGGCCCACCACGGCAUCCGACCCUGCGUAAUCUCGCGACAACUGCGAGUUUCUCACGGUUGCGUCUCGAAGAUCCUCUGCCGAUACCAAGAGACCGGCUCGAUCCGUCCGGGAGCCAUAGGAGGCAGCAAGCCCAGGCAGGUGGCUACUCCCGACGUGGAGAAGCGGAUCGAGGAGUACAAGAGAGAAAACCCCGGUAUGUUCAGCUGGGAGAUCCGGGAUAAGCUGCUGAAGGACGGGGUGUGCGACAGAAGCACAGUUCCUUCAGGUGAGGCUUCAUCUGUGAGCUCCAUCAGCCGCGUAUUGAGGGCCCGAUUUGGCAAAAAAGAUGACGAGGAUGACUGUGAUAAGAAGGAUGAAGAUGGAGAAAAGAAAACAAAGCAUAGCAUCGAUGGCAUCCUCGGUGAUAAAUGUAACCGCACAGACGAAGGCUCGGAUGUAGAUUCGGAGCCCGACUUGCCCCUGAAGAGGAAGCAGAGACGCAGUCGCACCACCUUCACCGCCGAGCAGCUGGAGGAGCUUGAGAAGGCCUUUGAACGGACACAUUACCCAGAUAUCUACACCAGAGAGGAGUUGGCCCAGAGGACAAAACUCACGGAGGCCAGAGUACAGGUGUGGUUUAGCAACAGGCGCGCUCGGUGGCGUAAACAAGCCGGGGCCAAUCAGCUAGCGGCCUUCAACCACCUGCUUCCUGGAGGGUUCCCACCCACUGGGAUGCCCAGUUUACCCACAUACCAGCUACAAGAGUCCAGCUACCCCGGCACCACGCUAUCGCAGGAGGGCGGCAGCACACUGCACAGACCCCAACCCCUGCCUCCAUCCUCCAUGCACCAGGGAGGCCUGACCGCUGACGGCAGCUCUGCUUACGGCCUCUCGUCCAAUCGCCACGGCUUCUCCAGCUACGCCGACACGUUCAUGAGCCCCUCGGCAUCCGGCAACCACAUGAACACCGUCGGCAACGGGCUCUCCCCGCAGGUGAUGAGUAUCCUGAGUAACCCCGGCGCUGUAUCCUCCCAGCCCCAGCACGACUUCUCCAUUUCCCCCCUGCACGGCAGCCUGGAGAGCUCCAACCCCAUCUCAGCCAGCUGCAGCCAGCGCUCUGACUCCAUCAAGGACAGUCUGGCCUCCUCUCAGUCAUACUGCCCCCCGACCUACAGCGCCACCAGCUACAGCGUGGACCCCGUCACCGCUGGCUACCAGUACAGCCAGUAUGGCCAGACUGCGGUGGACUACCUGGCGAAGAACGUGAGCUUGUCCACCCAGAGGAGGAUGAAACUCGGGGACCACUCGGCCGUGCUGGGACUGCUGCAGGUGGAGACGGGACAGGCCUACUAAAGGCUCGUCACCCCCCCCCCCCCCGCCCCUGCUUCCCCUGGGCCCUGCACCACUCUCCUUCGCCCUCCGCCACCCUCCACCACGCUCCCAUCAAGGUCUGGCCUCCAACUCCAGCUCGCCUCUCUGCUACUCGCCCUGCAGUCCGACCACACAACAUCAGCGCACGGACGCUCAGCCCCGCGGCGCAUCAGAAUAGGGGCACGCUCGCGGCCUGUGACGAGACUCUUUGGGGAAUUCACGCCGUCGUCAACCACCGGGCGGCUCUGCACCGCCUCUAAAUCUCUGGUAGUCUCUGGCUGCUCCUCGAGCUCCUUCCCCAGACCAGAAACCCUGUUUCGUUUUGUUCGGAAAGGCAUGACAGGACCAAAACAACACCAGGGCGGCUGGUUCAGCCGCCUCGGCGCAGGUUCAUGUUUGUCUUGACUGCAGUCCAGCGCACAUUUAGAGCCAUCAACAACACGUACUUUGACCUUUGCUGUUCAUAGUAGUUAACAAAGCCGAUAUCAUUUGAAGGACUCUUAUUCUUGUUCCCUUUUGAUAUUGUUAAGAUUAUUGUUGCUGUUAUAUGAUUAUGGUUAAUGUGAUUUAUGUUGUUCUUUGAUUCCAUUCGUAUCUCUUUUCUCUGUUAGAUGUUGGUGUGUAAAACACAGUGUGGAUGACUGAGACGAUCUGGGAGGGAGUUUCUGUUGCUCGUGCGCGUUGUUGCGCGUCGGCACAGUCACACAAAGAGAGGAUGAUUGUUUUCCAAGCUGCUGUUCUUCUUGCCUGUUCCCUGAGCUCUAAUGUUCCGGAGCGAUUUGACCUUCCCACUUUCAUAUUCAUCUUGACAUUCCUAAAGAACUUGGCCACUCUCUGGGAAGUCUUGCCGGAUGGACUCUGCAGGGAAUUAAAGCAGCGUUUCGGCGGCCAAUAGCUUUCCCCUUCUAACCUCCAUCCCAUCCUUAGCCCUGGUCCACGGGGAGGAGGGCAUUGUUUGCAAAAACAGGAUUGGGGAAAUUAAUGUAUUUUGUUUAGAAAUAUGGACCUUGCCAAAGGGGGGCUAACGCAAUUCCCUCACCCGCCUCCACUUCUCCCAAAUCCCAUCUGCCAGGGAACCCUGUGUGACUUUAACAGCAGAUUAAAUCACACAAAAUAAUGUCAACGCUAAUUCACAGUGACCCUUCCCGUUGCCAACUAGUAUUUCUGGUUUUAUGGAAUAAUUAGCACCAUUUUUGUAAAUUCACCUUCAGUUGGUUUCCAUUCGCAGACUAAACAAGCAUUCCUUCGAAACAUUCCUCGUUCUCCAUCUACAAAUAGACUACAAGCAUUCCAACGUUCUCUGUUAUGAGAUUAAAAAGUACACAAGCUGUGCCAUUCAUGUGCACCCUGGAUAAUCAUAUAAUCCAGUCUUAAAAUGGCACAGGUAACACCUCUGAUUGGUCGCCCUCUCUGGUUUGGACUCGAGUGCCCCCUCCCCCUUAAUCCUCCGCUUUGACGUUUUCACGGAAAUGUACAAAAAGAAUUUUUUUUUAAAGUAAAAAAUAGUGGAAAUGAGACAUUUGUGUAGCACUCAUAGUUGACUUUUGACACACGAUCCAGGAGCAGCCAUUUCUUUGAGAUGAAUGUGACAUUUUCUUUGAGCAGGACUGUGACAACGUUGAUCACUUUAUCUCAAGACGGUAUUUGUUCUUAGGUCACCUUUUAAAAACUGAAAACUGUACAGUAGCUGGAGCAGAUUGUGUAUUGUUUGUUUAUAAAGAGUAUGUUUUAUACUAAAACCGAACUACGUUGAGUGGUAGGUGAGCAAGGGAUCUGUGGAAGUAAAUGUUUGAUUUGAGUUUCCUUGACUGGCUUUUUUUCUCCUGUUGGUUGUGUUUAAAUUCUAUUUAAUUGGUUUACUUGUUUUGACCAAAAGUUUUGUUCCUAUUUUUGGGCCCACGUAUAAAAUACAUUUGUAUAAAUUAGUCCAAUAUAAAUUCCGUAAAAAAAAUGUUCCAAUUAAAAAUGGUUUAAAAGAGAAUCCAACUGAGCUCAAUGGAGAAUGAAAGCUUGGUGACACAGAUAGACUCCCUGGACCACAGCACCACUGUACAUUUGAAAGGUGGCCGGAUGAAACUUUUUUUUCUUCAACCACCCGAUCUCACAGACUGAAUAUCAGUGCAAACCGGACGUGACUGGACCACAGACCUAACACACCUGAACCCUGAAACCUGGGUGUGGGAGGAUGGUGGUGAAGCUGGAGAACACACGGCCGCGCUGCUCCGGGAACAACGAAUAAAAGUCUUGUUUGAUUUGUGGACCAAUAAGACUUUAGGAGAAGAAGUCAAAGUAACACUGACUCCGCACUGAACUACAGCAGCUCCAACUGCUACGCUUAGACGCCUCACUCGUGUAUAUUUUAAAAAGGAAGAAUUUUAGAAUCGUCUCUAGUGUAUCAAACCCAUUUCUAACACUUGCGUCAAUAAACAUUUGGAUAUUUAAAGCAUACAACUCCCGUCUGUUUGACCUGUUUAGUUUCUUUCUGACAUCUGUGCUUUGCUUUACUCCUUUUUCUGUUUCGCAUGUGUGUAUAUUAUCAUGGUAUAAUUUAUUCUGCUGUAUGAAGUAUUAGAGUAGUGGGAAACUUGUACUGGUAUUUACUACCUUCAGCCUGUUGGUGUGUUUACUGUAACACUGGCGUAACUGUUAUCAAUUAAAGAUCCAAAACUGA
Molecule: messenger RNA, 4608 nt
Organism: Gasterosteus aculeatus aculeatus (three-spined stickleback)
Lineage: Eukaryota; Metazoa; Chordata; Actinopteri; Perciformes; Gasterosteidae
Gene: pax7a
Product: paired box 7a
Biological process (GO): regulation of transcription by RNA polymerase II; anatomical structure development
Molecular function (GO): RNA polymerase II cis-regulatory region sequence-specific DNA binding; DNA-binding transcription factor activity, RNA polymerase II-specific
Source: RefSeq, a predicted model, not a curated record